AUGCGUGAGGUCAUUAGCAUCAACGUUGGUCAGGCUGGUUGCCAAAUCGCCAACUCCUGCUGGGAGCUUUACUGCCUCGAGCACGGUAUCCAGCCCGAUGGUUACCUCACAGAGGAGCGAAAGUCCCAAGACCCCGAUCAGGGUUUCAGCACUUUCUUUUCCGAGACUGGUCAGGGCAAGUAUGUCCCCCGCGCCAUCUACUGUGAUUUGGAGCCCAAUGUCGUCGACGAGGUCCGCACCGGUGCCUACCGCAACCUUUUCCACCCUGAGAUGAUGAUCACUGGCAAGGAGGAUGCCUCAAACAACUACGCUCGUGGUCACUACACUGUUGGAAAGGAGCUCAUCGACGGCGUCCUUGACAAGAUUCGCCGUGUUGCCGAUAACUGUGUUGGCCUUCAGGGCUUCCUCGUGUUCCACUCUUUCGGUGGUGGUACUGGUUCUGGUUUCGGUGCUCUCCUGAUGGAGCGCCUGUCGGUCGACUACGGCAAGAAGAGCAAGCUGGAGUUCUGUGUUUAUCCCGCGCCCCAGACUGCUACAUCCGUUGUCGAGCCAUACAACUCUAUCCUCACCACACACACCACCCUUGAGCACUCUGAUUGCUCUUUCAUGGUCGACAAUGAGGCCAUUUACGAUAUCUGCCGCCGAAACCUCGGCCUCGAGCGCCCUAACUACGAGAACCUCAACCGUCUUAUUGCUCAGGUCGUCUCUUCUAUUACUGCCUCUUUGCGAUUCGAUGGCUCCCUGAACGUCGACUUGAACGAAUUCCAGACCAACCUGGUUCCUUAUCCCAGAAUCCAUUUCCCUCUGGUCGCAUACGCCCCAGUCAUCUCCGCUGCUAAGGCUGCCCACGAAGCCAACUCCGUCCAAGAGAUGACAAUGUCUUGCUUCGAGCCUAACAACCAGAUGGUCAAGUGUGACCCCCGUCACGGCAAGUACAUGGCUACCUGUUUGCUAUACCGUGGUGACGUCGUUCCAAACGACGCCCAUGCUGCUGUUGCGACACUGAAGACCAAGCGAACUAUUCAGUUCGUCGAUUGGUGCCCCACUGGUUUCAAGCUCGGUAUCUGCUACCAGGCCCCCGAGAAUGUGCCUAACGGCGACCUCGCGAAGGUCAGCCGCGCUGUCUGCAUGCUCUCCAAUACUACCGCCAUCGCUGAGGCAUGGUCUUCACUUUCUCUCAAGUUCGAUCUCAUGCACUCCAAGCGUGCCUUCGUCCACUGGUACGUGGGUGAAGGUAUGGAGGAAGGCGAGUUCUCUGAGGCUCGUGAGGAUCUUGCUGCCCUGGAGCGCGAUUACGAGGAGGUCGCCACCGACUCCAUGGGUGAGGAGGAGCUCGAGGCUGAUAUGAGUUUCUUGCGGUCCAGCGUCUGCAGAGCUUGUCGCCGUUCGCAGCAGAUUCGCUUGCGUAGAGGCCUUGCGACGAGCAGCAAUCAGUCAUAUGACAACCGGGUGAGGCUCGUCGAGGUUGGGCCUCGGGACGGCCUGCAGAAUGAGAAGAAGGCAAUCCCGUUGGAGACCAAGAUUGAACUUAUCGAACGAUUGGCCCGAACUGGGGUUUCUACAAUUGAAGCCGGAUCCUUUGUUGCUCCAAAAUGGGUGCCUCAGAUGAGCAACUCCAGCGAAAUAUUACAGCAUAUCCUCAACGGGCGGGUUUCUUCUCCAGGUCCGAUCUCAUACUCCUUCCUAGCACCCAAUAGCAAGGGCCUUGAAUCUGCCGCCGAUAUCCUCAGUGCGAAUAGCGGAAAGUUUGCAACUCAGCUGGAGCCAGCAGCUGGAGCCGAGGCCGCCACCAAGCCAGCUGUUGAAGUCGCAGUCUUUGCUGCUGCUACCGAGAGUUUCACGCAGAAGAACCUCAAUUGUGAUAUAAAGACAUCGCUCGAACGAUUCAAGGAGGUGAUUAGGGAUUCCAAGGCUAUGGGUCUCAGAGUGCGCGCCUACAUUUCUGUAGUCUUAGGAUGCCCAUUCGAAGGGUUCGACGUUGAUCCUCACAAAGUGGCCGAGGUCGCUACAGACCUUCUGGAGGCUGGAGCAGAUGAGAUCUCACUCGGAGACACUACAGGAAUGGGUACGGCACCUCGAACGGGAGCUCUCCUCCAAUGCAUGUCUGCAGCUGGUAUUCGAACUGAGGAUAUUGCCAUGCACUUCCACGAUACAUACGGCCAAGCUUUAGUGAACACAGCUGUAUCCCUAGAGCAUGGCAUUCGGACAUUCGAUAGCAGUGUUGGUGGCCUGGGGGGCUGUCCUUAUAGCCCUGGCGCGACCGGUAACGUUUCAACGGAAAACAUGGUUUACUUCAUGGAGACUCUGGGCAUGGAUACUGGCAUUAAUCUGGAUGCCAUGUCUGACAUUGGAGAUUGGAUCACAAAGGAGUUGGGUAAGGAAAAUGGCAGCACCGUAGGCAAAGCAGUUCUUGGAGCUCGGACUCGAGCUAUGCAAAACGCAAAGGAAAGUUAA
This is a messenger RNA of Fusarium tjaetaba, 2454 nucleotides long. Its product is annotated as tubulin alpha chain. The record is from RefSeq and is a predicted model, not a curated record. Gene Ontology annotation, molecular function: GTP binding; catalytic activity; structural constituent of cytoskeleton. Gene Ontology annotation, biological process: mitotic cell cycle; nuclear migration by microtubule mediated pushing forces; microtubule cytoskeleton organization. Gene Ontology annotation, cellular component: nucleus; microtubule; cytoplasm. Bases 1 to 2454 code for a protein of 817 amino acids. The transcript has 9 exons. NCBI's taxonomy places the organism in Eukaryota, Fungi, Ascomycota, Sordariomycetes, Hypocreales, Nectriaceae.